This is a messenger RNA of Aethina tumida (small hive beetle), 436 nucleotides long. RefSeq lists its product as uncharacterized. The transcript is spliced from 5 exons. Lineage: Eukaryota; Metazoa; Arthropoda; Insecta; Coleoptera; Nitidulidae. The record is from RefSeq and is a predicted model, not a curated record. Bases 30 to 365 code for a protein of 111 amino acids.
AAGCAAGUAGCUGAAAACACAUCUGUCAAAUGACUGUCAAGAUGCAAUCGCAUUUUGUUAAGAUUAAUGAGCCGGACGAAUAUACCGGAGUAUCACAUUUUCGGUCUUUUUUAGUAUUAUUAUCUCUGCACUUAGUCUGGUUAUUUAUACUUUUGUUUCUUAACAUAUGGUUUAUUGGCGUCGAAGUGCAAGAACAGGAUAUACUGGAUGAGAAUAACAACGAGGAAGAAGAUAAUCGCACAAAUGUUUUACGUGAGCAAAGGAAUGAUCUUCUUGAAUUACAACGUCGUUAUGAUGGGAUCAACAACACUUCGAGUUCAGAUGAAUAUUCACAAUAUUCAGAUCAUUCACCUGAUACUGAGUAAGUAGUUGCAGAUUUGCCUAACGAAGAUGAUUAUCUUUUAUUUUAUAUGUAGAAAUCGAUAAUUUUCUGUUG